GGCACUGCUCUCGUUAGCUGCGGGGUAGGCCCGUUAAACAGAAGUUGCGGGGGGAAUUAGUGAGGUUUGACGGUUAAUAGCCAAGUUCCGAGGCACAGUCGAUCGGUGCCAUAUUAGUGCGAUUCUACUAAACCUCUUCGUUAGUUGCAAGCCCCUUUACGAAUCUGAGAUUUACUGUCAACUAUAAGACUGAGGGUUGAGACUGAAGUUAAUAUACCGGUAUUUCGCAUACGGACGGUUCUACAAUAUGCCACGCACACCUCCCCCCAUAACGGCUCCAUACAGUGAGCCACUUCUUCCCCAGCUGGAUAUUGAAAACCCAUAUUAUAAUGAGACACAUUAUGACUUACGGCAACAUGUUCGCGAGUAUGUCGAUACACACAUUGCUCCAUAUGCGCAAGAGUGGGAAGAAGCUGGCCAAGUCCCCGAGUCAGCGCGACUUCGCCAUCAUCAACUAGGGUUCGGCGUCGUUCACCCACUGACUAACCCCGACGAUGCUGCGAACUUGUCUUUACCUGGAGGCGUGCCGCACGAUAAGUGGGAUACUUGGUGCUCACUUAUUGUUAAUGACGAAUUGACCAGGUGUGGAUAUGUCGGCGUCGUCUGGGGCCUGGGAGGGGGAAAUAGUAUUGGAGCUCCUCCAAUUGCUCGCUUUGGGACUCCACAGCAGAGACGUCGCUGGCUUCCCGGAGUGGCGAAAGGCGAAAUUCGAUUUUGCCUUGGGAUUACAGAGCCUGAUGCUGGUUCGGACGUAGCCAAUAUUAGCACCACUGCCAGAAGGGAGAGCAAUCAUUACAUUGUAAAUGGCGCAAAGAAAUGGAUUACGAACGGGAUAUGGGCCGACUUUUGCACUGCAGCUGUACGGACUGGUGGUCCCGGACGACACGGGAUAAGUGUUCUCGUAAUACCUUUGAAGGAGCUCGGUGUGAGCCGCAAGCGUAUGCAUAACUCAGGUGUAAAUGCUAGCGGGUCUACGUUUCUAGAAUUCGAUGAUGUACGAGUUCCAGUGGAGAAUCUAAUCGGCAAAGAGAACGAAGGCUUUCAAAUAAUUAUGUCAAAUUUCAAUCCCGAACGUCUUUCCCUAGCCUGUGCAUCCCUCAGAUUAGCUCGGUGCUGUGCUGAAGACGCGUUCAAUUAUGCAGUACAGCGAGAGACAUUUGGCGCUCCAUUAAUCACUCGCCAGACAAUUCAAUCUAAGAUAUUCAAAUUCGGGCAAUUAAUAGAGCCCGCCCAAGCCUUCUUGGAACAGCUGGCGUAUAUUAUCGAGUCUACAAAAGACCGCCCUGAUGUGGUCAAUAUUGGAGGCAUGACUGCGCUGCUGAAGGUAAUGUCUACCAGGGCCCUUGAAAAGAGCGUUCGCGAAGCCCAGCAAAUUAUGGGGGGUGCUGGAUACAACAAAGCAGGGAAAGGAGCUCGUGUGGAGCAGAUCAGUCGUGAUGCGCGUGUUCACGUUGUUGGAGGUGGCAGUGAAGAGAUUAUGAUGGGUUUGGCGAUAAGAGAGGAGACAAAAGCUCUCAAUGCUCGACAAAAGGCAAAGUCGAAGAAAGCGGCGAAAUUAUAAUUUGAGGUACUUUGAGUUUAAGUUGUCUAAAAGCUUGGAAAAGCUGGCGGUUGAAAAGAAUACUCACUAUAUUAAUCCACAAUUCCUUACAAAUACAGAGUGCCGUGAGGCAGUAACACUUCCAUC
This is a messenger RNA of Talaromyces proteolyticus, 1687 nucleotides long. RefSeq names its product acyl-CoA dehydrogenase. Gene Ontology annotation, molecular function: oxidoreductase activity, acting on the CH-CH group of donors; flavin adenine dinucleotide binding. NCBI's taxonomy places the organism in Eukaryota, Fungi, Ascomycota, Eurotiomycetes, Eurotiales, Trichocomaceae. Bases 248 to 1561 code for a protein of 437 amino acids. The record is from RefSeq and is a predicted model, not a curated record. The transcript is spliced from 4 exons.